Molecule: messenger RNA, 3390 nt
Organism: Myotis myotis
Lineage: Eukaryota; Metazoa; Chordata; Mammalia; Chiroptera; Vespertilionidae
Gene: CIPC
Product: CLOCK interacting pacemaker
Exons: 4
Coding region: 1279-2475 (398 amino acids)
Biological process (GO): negative regulation of circadian rhythm; negative regulation of DNA-templated transcription
Cellular component (GO): nucleus
Source: RefSeq, a predicted model, not a curated record
UCAUCUGCUCUUUGGAAGAGGAGGAUGGAGUGAGCCACAGCAGGUGCCGAACAGGACGUUGUAUGGGCGUGGGGUUUAGGAUCUUUGACAUGAAUCUUUGCAGCCAAGUUGAAGAAUGCAAAUGGAUGUGAAGGGAAAGAUGAAUGUGAAGAGAUCUAGGUAUAACCGGGAGGUAAAGGGGUUGUUCCCUGUUAAAAUACACAGACAUUUCCCCGGAAUGGUAUCUCCCAACAUGCAGACCAAGAGAAAACAACUUCUGUAAUGUAUUCAUAAUUCACACUGGGAUUACCCAUGGUUUUCUGGGCUGUAAGGUCUUAGUUUUUCCUGGCCUUGUUACUUUAUUGUAAGGUCUCUGCUUGGGCUUUCUCUUCGCAACUCUGUCCAUGCAUGGCUGUUAGACAUGUGACACAUUUUAAAGGAAACUUGAGCUCUCGGGAAAGUUGCCAAGUAUCUAUAAAAGGAGAUAUCUGAGAGCAGCAUUGCAGAUUCUUUCCUUGUAAACCUUGGGUGUCCUUUUUUUUAUUCAUAAGCCUACAUCAUCAUAGAGAUUGUUUUUGGAUUAGACCAACCUUUAAUUAGGUUGAUGGAUUUAUCCCUGAGUUUUCAUCUUAGAUGAAGGGGUGGAUGAGAGAGCUUCCUGCAGGAGACCAGAGCUGGAAGUUAGGUCUUGAGGUAACCAUGGCGUUUGGAAAUGCCGACUCUUGACCUUCAAGCUGUUCAGGUAUUUCAGUGACAGCUAAGCUGCUAGGGCUGUCAGCGAGGCUCAGCAGGGGAGGGGAUUUGCAGGCAUUUAUUAUUCUGUUGAGUAUCUCACACAUAUUGUUGGGAGCUGAGGUUGCAAAGAUUAAAAAAAAAAAAACUGUUGAGGUUGAAGAGACAAAUAAUUAGAGUCUAAUGUUAGAAGUGCAAAAAUAGAAGCAGGAGCCAAGUGCUGUGGAGCACUUGCUAGAAUUUUAUCUUAUACCUGUUUAUAUAAGCCUCUGUGUUUAUGUUCACUUUCCAUGAUAAGUUUUAGUACGUACUGUUCUCUCUGGGAACCUUUGGACACUGUGUUACCUGUUACUUAUUAAGAGGCCCAGUCAGGGUCGAUUCUGACAGCUUGGGGAGCUUAAGUGGGAGUCCUUUUCGUGCAGAGUCAGGCUCAUGAGGAUCUGAGAUGUUUGUAGGUGAUGGUAGCAGUUUCCAGUCUGUGCCAGGAAGCAGAGAUGGCACAGUGGGUAAGAGCAUGGGCAACCCAGAUGAAAGAGUCCUAGUGAACUCACUGCCAGCCCAGAAAACAUGGAGAGGAAAGCCCCGUCCAGAGAGAGCCCCAGAAGACUCUCGGCCAAACUAGGCAAAGGCACGGAGAUGAAAAAAGUGGCUCGUCAGCUCGGCAUGGCAGCGGCCGAGUCAGACAAGGACUCUGGAUUUUCAGAUGGGAGUUCGGAGUGUCUGAGCUCGGCGGAGCAAAUGGAGUCCGAGGACAUGCUGAGCGCCUUAGGCUGGAGCCGGGAAGACCGGCCAAGACUGAACUCCAAGGCUGCGAGCAGUGCCUUCCCCACUCUGUCCCCCAUGGUCGUCAUGAAGAACGUGCUGGUCAAACAGGGCAGCAGCUCAUCCCAGCUCCAGUCAUGGACCGUCCAGCCCUCCUUCGAAGUGAUCUCGGCACAGCCACAGCUCCUGUUCCUUCACCCGCCUGUGCCAUCGCCUGUCAGCCGAUGUCACGCUGGCGAGAAAAGGUCCGACUCCAAAAACUACUUGCCCAUUCUGAAUUCUUACACCAAAAUAGCCCCACACCCAGGCAAAAGGGGCCUCUCCCUCAGCCCAAAAGAGAAAGAUCGUGGAACGCAGAAGAAAAUCUGUACUGAGAGACCUGGGCUGAGCCUGCCCGCCAGUGAGCCCACCAAGACAGGUGCUGUGUCAUCCAGUCCCCCGACUGCAGCACCCCCCAGUGCCAAGCUGGUGGAGGACUCAGCUCUGCAGGGUGUGCCCUCCCUCGUGGCAGGCGGAAGUCCACAGACUCUUCAGCCCGUGUCCAGCAGCCAUGUGGCUAAAGCUCCCAGCUUGACCUUUGCUUCCCCUGCCAGUCCUGUCUGCGCAUCAGACAGCACUCUGCAUGGGGUAGAGAGCACCUCCCCCCUGUCACCACUGUCAGCUAAUUAUAGCUCACCUCUGUGGGCCGCAGAGCACCUCUGCCGCAGCCCAGAUCUCUUCUCAGAGCAGCUGCCCAGCAAACACAGGCGCUUUCAGAACACCCUGGUAGUCCUGCACAAGUCCGGCUUGCUGGAGAUCACUUUGAAAACCAAGGAGCUGAUUCGUCAGAACCAGGCAACACAGGUGGAGCUAGACCAGCUAAAGGAGCAGACCCAGCUGUUUAUAGAGGCCGCCAAGAGCAGGGCUCCUCAGGCGUGGGCCAGGCUGCAGGCAUCGCUAACCCUGGGGGCUAGUCAUGCUGGCGGUGACCUAGAAGCAUUCUCUGAUCACCCAGACAUAUAGCACAGAAGGCAGACUUUCCUGUUACUUGAAUGGUUCUUUUUAACUCUCUUGCUGUUAUCUUACUCCUGUUUCCCAAAGCUUAUGUAAGGUCUUUUCCUUCUACUCUUAAACUGUUCAACAGUUCACUUAUGAAGCCUCAUGCCAGUCCCUGGCUGCUGUCUUAACCUGUGAUCUGUGCCCAGUUUACAUAUGCCUCUGUUCCACUGAGGACCUCAGAUUCGGGGUGUCCAUGAGUCCCUUUUCCUUAGCCUGCAGGUGCUUAGGUGGGUCACGGGGCAAAGCAGAAGAGAGGAGUGUGUGGAGCUCUAGCUGUCACCUCCCACCGUCCCAGUCACUAACCCUGAUCACCUCCCACUGUCCCACUCACUAACUGAUCAGAGGUGCAGUGACAUGGAUGAGCGUACUGAAUGACACCUGUCAAGCCAGGGAGUAGGUGACAAGGAUCCCUUUCCAGAUCUUCCCUUGAAUAUCUUAGAGAAAAAUAAGAGGAGGUGUGGUUGCAUUCCUUAAGGCAUCAUGCCAUUUGGCCAAAACCUAAAAUGCUUUGGGCACAGGCUGGGCCUUGGGUGCAAACACUUAAUGACUUAAAGCUUUGUUUUUUUAAACUUGAAAGUCAAGGGAAAAGGGUGGUACCAUUUAACUCUGACACUUUCAUCACAAACCAGGUUUCUCUUCACUUUAACUGGUAGGCAAAAUAACUUCAGCUUUUUAAAGUAUGGAACGGAUGCGGUACCAUCUGGAGUUACAGUUGAUGAAUUGCUUUUCUGAGUUAGAGUCUGAAGAAACACAUGGUCAGUAUCCCUUGGUCAGGAGCUGGAAGAUUCCAGUAAUUUGUGCUUUUUUUCUUUCUACUUUUGAAACAAUGCAACCUGUUUUAUGUGUGAAAAUCUUUUUUUUUUUUUUUUUUUUUUUUUU